Nasonia vitripennis (jewel wasp) is the source of this 4729-nucleotide messenger RNA. RefSeq lists its product as uncharacterized. Bases 267 to 4319 code for a protein of 1350 amino acids. The transcript is spliced from 11 exons. NCBI's taxonomy places the organism in Eukaryota, Metazoa, Arthropoda, Insecta, Hymenoptera, Pteromalidae. The record is from RefSeq and is a predicted model, not a curated record.
GGGACUUCGAUAUAUGGAACGCGACGACGGUUUUUACGUUGAUUAAGGGCUUUUUAUGAGUUGAAGACAAUGGGAUUUUUUGGAAUGUCGGCUGAGACUGCUGAGAGCGACGAAGCCCAGUGGUGAACAUGUUUAGUUCUUGAAGAUCGAAGAGUUAGAUGGUGAAAUACAUCGAGAGAAGGUUGCACUGUGCUAACGUUUCGCGGGGCGGACAAGUUGUUGCACGUUUUUGAGGGAGAAUAUACGGUGUGUCCUUCUUCGGAAAAAUGGCUAGUCUCCAGGAGGUCUGCAAGAAAUGGAUCAACUGCACGCAGCAGUUGGAUUUUGAGCCCAUCCUAGAAAGUAUACAGGAUAGUAAGAAUAUAAAAAGAGGUGUAGAUAGUGAUAAAUUUUUAUUCAAGUUCCUCUUGCACCUUUCACACUCAGCUGAACGAUGCAACAGAGAAAAACUGUCCAAGGAGACUCAGAUAUUCACAAUUGCCAAAUUCAUUUUAGAGAAUUUGACAACUGUCCCAGAUAAAAACAAACUGUUUAGUGCAAUAUAUUAUAUCCUGUUUUAUUUUCUCAACAAGCAGCAUUUUAAGGAAGCUGAAAUUAUAAACAGUUACCUACUUCCUGGGAAAAUCAUGAAAGAUGAUGAUUUUUUUGAAAGUUCUAAAUAUUAUCAAAUAGCAUCAUUAUGGUAUCUUGAGAUAUUCAAGAAAAUCGAUGAGCAGGCAGAUAAUUAUAAAGCUCAAAAAGAUUAUAGCAAUGAAGAUAUAAGUACUUAUAUUCAGUUUCAUUUUCAGAUCUUAAAGCAUUGCGAUGAAACUUCCAGGUACUUUUUGGUCACGUUUGACACCUAUAUGAAAAAGCUUUGCAAUUAUCCAUUAGACAUUGCUUCCACCUACAUGGUACUUCUUUUUGAAGAAAUCUCAAAUUACAUAAGCAACUUGAAAAAGUUACCAGUGACUGAAGCCUAUAACGUCAUUAUUCCAGUAGUGGGCAUAGUUUUUUACAAAAGAAACGAUGCAAUCAAUAAUAAAACUAUUCUGGAGUGCUUUCAGAAAUGUGAUUCUCAUUUCCUUAUUGCAUUAAGAAUUUCGGCACAGUGUUAUAACAGUUACAAACUCUUCAGAGAACACAGUCUGAAUAUACUCGAAACUAAUUUUAUGACAAAGGAAUUUGGUGAAGCAAGAUUUAAGAAAACUUUUGAUAUUUUAAAAAUCUUAUUAGACAAAUAUGGCGUCGAGAAUGAGUCAGUCGCUAAUACCGUAACUGGACUAGCAUGCAGUUUUGAAAUUUUAUUUAAUAAUUGGGAAGGUUUAGUUUCGGAUCAAUCAACUGACUCAAAGAUCUUUGAUGAUAUUUUAAAGAUGGGUGAAUUUGUAAAGUUUACAUAUGGCUUUUUAAAAAAUCGUUUAUUUCCUCUCAAUUACAAGUGUAGAAAAUGCCCUAUCACAACGAAAUGUCCAAUGAAAAAAGAUAUUUAUAAUGCCAAUCUUGUUUUUUCUGCAUAUCUUCGACUUAUUGCUAAGUUUAAAUCAAACAAUUUGAAUGAAAAGACAUUCACACUUGCCAAAGAUAUGAUAGAAGAAAUGCUAUUGGGGUUCAAUGAAUUGGACAAAUCAGGCUGCAAAUUCUCAGCAUCUAUGUGGGAUUCAUGUGCAAGAUCAAUCUUCAAUGUUGGAUUGGUGUGUGAAGCACUCUAUCCAGCACAAUAUGAAGGGCUAUUUGAAGUGCUGUGUAGGCAAAUUGUUAAACGUGAUGGCUUGUUAAGUAAAUUGAGUAGUUUUGGAUUAGAAAGUCCUGUUGGUACUACAUUACAACGCCUGUGCAAUGUGAAUUUUGAACAAGGAAAUUACAGAAAAGCUAUGAGUUACACAGCAUAUAAUGCAGUUGUCAGUACUACUGAAAGUAGGAAGAAAAAGGCAUAUGAUAUGUGGUGCACAAUAAAACUUAAAUGUUCAGAUUCCCAAGAAUUUCAAGAACUAACUUUAGUAAACUGUUUGAAAACCAGUGAAUCCAUUGCAAAAAAUGUUGGCAUUGAUGUCAAUCUUGAGCAGUAUAGUUUUGACGAUUUAUCUGCGAUUUAUCUCCAAGAACUGAAGUAUUUGUUUCCAGUUAAAGGAAAUUUAUUAAUUUCGAUGCAAAAAUCUUUAGCUGAAUUAGAGUCUACCAAGAAUGAUUUAUAUUAUGCAAGGGGUGUACUACUGUUGUGCUUCCAUUCAUUGCAGCAUAGCAAGAGAAAAUAUAUCAUAGAGUACAUUACAAAAGCGAUUAAAAAGUUGAACGCAAUCAAGCCUAGAAAACCAAACGUUGAAAUGUUGAAAGCAAGUUUAACCUUCUUUAACAUUCUUGAAAAAUUAUAUGCAAAGCGUCAAGCUAUUACCAAACAAAUGGACGACGCUAAUUUCACAGUAAAGUCUUUUAAAACGUUAAGAGGCAAACAAAUAGAUGACGAGAUAGAAGAACAAGACGAAAUCGUACCUACUUACGGAAAUAUAAACAUUGAAGAAGACAAAAAAUGCGCCAAAGAAUUAAAAGACGUGCUGAACACUUGGGAUAAUUGCAUACAAAAAGACUUGACAGCAGUAGUAAAAGACUGGGAACCCGAGUACACGCUUGAAACUAUUAUUUUGUGUGGAGAAUACUGUCGUCUUUUCAAGUUUAAUCAUAACGAAGAACAAGCUUGGAAAAUAGCUUACAAGUUGGCUACAGCUUUGAAUAAUUUCACAACGUGUACAUACGUAACUAGUCGAAGUAUAUCUUUAAGAUUCAUUAAUAAUGACUGGAUAAAAUAUGCUGAAAAAUAUGUUGAAAAAUUACAAAAUUCCAGUAAGAAUACUGAAUUGGACACUGUUAGUCUAUUUUGGUUGAGUUUAGCAGAUUUUUAUUUGGAUUGUAAAAAGACCACGGAAGCCAAAGUAUUGUUAGAAAAAGUUAAGAAAAUGUCAAAUUUCAAGUUAAUUGAAAACUCCAAAAUUUAUAUUUAUGCAGCGGAUAUACAGUUGCGCAACUAUUUUGUAAUCAACGACAAAACUAGUCAAGAAGAUUAUCAUAAAUUAUUAGUCGAAAUUCAUUAUAUGUUAAUAAACAUACAUGACUUGUUAGAACAAGAAACGUAUAGGUUCUGGAACAUAAGGUUCAGAUUGUAUGCCUUGGAACAAAUGUACGAAGUGAUGUGUAACAUGACGAUGCCGAUGUACAGUUUGCUCUCUUAUCGCGAAAUAUUCGCACAUUUAAUAAACGGACUGCAAUUCGCCCAAAAAUCAUGCAUGACUUUACGCAUUGCCGAGUAUUUGAAAUACUACUGCUAUAUUUUUCUGUUACGCGGUCAAACGGAAGAAGUUGAGACGAAGCUCCAGGAUCUCGAACACAUCCUUUGCUUGGAGAAAUUUCAAGCGUCCAUGAAAUUCAAUCAUCGUCAAGCGGCAAAAACUGUACAGGUAAUAUCAACAGAACCAUUUCGAAACGCUAAUGCGGUGAUAAUGAAGAAUGGUGGCGCUUCACCGGAGCUGAAACGCAAGAUAUUCUCGAUGCCAAACUUUUUAAUGGACUCGAACAACUGCCAGUGUUUCACGUGUACUCACCUUCUGUACCAGUAUCUGACAUUUUCUUGUGCUUACAUCCGCGCUCAGCUCUACAGCAUACUCGGCUACGUUAGCGAGGCCAAGCAACACUUCCACGGAGCCAGUCUCAUCAAGGAACGCCUCGAAGAUAGGGACACAGAUGUUUUGAGGCAAGAUAAAAAGUAUAAGUGGAAGCGUCACCAAACAUUUGAUAUCGACGAGUUGUUGUAUAUGCUAGACUUUAGUGUGUUCAUAUCUGACUACGUGCCUGAAAGGAAGGACGAUGCAUUAGCUGUUAUUGAAGAAGCGCUGGAAAUAGCUAAGGAGGUCGACCUCGAUAAACACCCGAUUGGAAUUUACGCUAAGGAAUUGUGGACGCAACAUUAUGUCUAUGAAGUUUUCGCCGAUAAGUUGUGUAUCUCAUCAGAACCAGAAAUAGAAAUCACAAUCACAAAUCAGACAGCCAGUGGCUGCAUAACCCCGAAGCAGCAGGUGGAGCGAGCCCCACGUAAUCAGCGACGACGAAAGUCUCCUUCAGCUGUCGCGAUACCGGUGAUCACCAUCGCAGAGUCACCGGUGACGACAGAGGAGCCUGUGGCGAAACUAGUCCCAGAUGAGAUGGUAAAACCUAAACGAACUAGAGCAAAGCUGGUGCGUCGCAAGCUGCUCGUAGAUGAGGUCGACGAGAGCCCAAAAGAUGAAAACCAGCAGCCUGCACCGGUCAAGAAGCGAAGCACGAGACUGGCCAGCAAGACUAGUGGAAACUAGGCUUGUCAAGAGAAUUUUUCAUGUGAUGGGAUCGAAUGUGUCAUCGAUGUGUCGACAAUAAUUCAUAAGAACUUGCAAAAACUUUUAAAACUGAGCUUUUGUUAGCACGCCGUUUUGAAUAAUUUACACAAAAUAUUGCCGAGAGAUGAGUUUUAACUCAGAAACGAAACGGAUGUGCCGAAAGCUCAAAGAUUGCUGAAAUUAGACUGCGGAUCAUGUAUAAUUAUUUUAAUGCAAUCGAAAUAAUGAAUGCUCAAAGCUUAUGUUCGAUUGCUCUCGAAUUAGUAGUGCAUGAUAUUUCCUUCAAGCAGUUUUCUAUGGAAAUUAUAUGAAGGUGAUUUUAUAGUGCCAAUUAUUUAUACAUAUAUAAAAAUGAACUGUGAAAAGAAUACUGAAGCUCAAUUUAUUUA